Motacilla alba alba is the source of this 2846-nucleotide messenger RNA. RefSeq names its product selenophosphate synthetase 1 (gene SEPHS1). Lineage: Eukaryota; Metazoa; Chordata; Aves; Passeriformes; Motacillidae. The record is from RefSeq and is a predicted model, not a curated record. Gene Ontology annotation, biological process: L-selenocysteine biosynthetic process. Gene Ontology annotation, cellular component: cytoplasm. Bases 772 to 1950 code for a protein of 392 amino acids. Gene Ontology annotation, molecular function: selenide, water dikinase activity; ATP binding. The transcript has 9 exons.
GGCCGGGCGCGGGGGGUGGCGCGGCGCGGCCGGGGCGCGGGGUGCCCGCCUGGCCCGGGCCCCGCCGCCCUCCCUCGGCCCGGCCCCGGGGGAAGGGCGGAGGAAGGAGCGGGGAUGGGGGGGCAGCGCCUCACCGCGAUGCGGCCGCUUUAAAAAAAUUUGGACGCCGGCAGCGGACGGGUUAAAUUUUUCGCCCGCCGACAUUUUUUUUUUCCCUUUUCCCUCCUUUCCCCCCCCAUUCCUCCCCCCACCCCCGUGCUCCUCUCCCUCCCCAUUACGGAGUGUCGGUGUAGGGGGGGGUGCUGCUCCCAACAUCCCACCGGCCGUCCCCGCCAGCGAGGGGUGAACCCCGCCCCGGCGACACCGUACCUGCACGUGGGGACACGGGGGACACCGCGGUCGGACACCCGCGGGCUCCGUCCCCGCCGCAGCCCGGGAAGGGGCCGCUGCCACCGCCGCUCCGAGCGCAGCUUCUUCCUCCUCGACCUCUUCCCCCGCCGCCGCUUCUCCGGCUGCACAAAGAGCGGCGGCGAAGGCCCCGGGUUUGCCUCUAAAGGCAGCGGCUGGAAAUUUAAGGUGUCCCGGAGCCAUGUCUGCCCGCAGCGCUCCCCGCCGCAUUCCCCGGAUCGAUGGUGGUUGCAGCGCCUCGCCUCGCGUGUCUCGGGCGGUCGGGCUGGCGGUGGGUGCGCUGGGGUUUCUUUGGGACUGAUCAGCAGAGAAACUGAUCCCGUUGCUCUGGGGUGGGAGAGGCCGGCAGUCUGUGGGAGAACCAUGUCUGUUCGGGAGUCCUUCAACCCCGAAAGUUACGAACUGGACAAGAGCUUCCGUCUGACCCGAUUCACUGAACUGAAGGGCACGGGCUGCAAAGUGCCGCAGGAUGUCUUACAGAAACUGCUUGAAUCUCUACAAGAAAACCAUUUUCAGGAAGAUGAACAGUUCUUGGGGGCAGUUAUGCCCAGGUUGGGAAUUGGGAUGGACACUUGUGUUAUUCCAUUAAGACAUGGAGGUUUGUCAUUAGUCCAGACGACAGAUUAUAUUUAUCCUAUUGUGGAUGACCCUUAUAUGAUGGGACGAAUAGCGUGUGCCAAUGUCCUAAGUGACCUUUAUGCCAUGGGGGUCACAGAAUGCGACAACAUGUUGAUGCUCCUUGGAAUCAGCAAUAAAAUGACAGAUAGGGAAAGAGACAAAGUGAUGCCUCUAAUUAUCCAGGGUUUCAAAGAUGCAGCAGAAGAGGCAGGAACAUCUGUUACUGGUGGCCAAACAGUGUUAAAUCCCUGGAUUGUUUUAGGAGGAGUGGCCACGACAGUCUGUCAGCCUAAUGAAUUUAUAAUGCCAGACAAUGCAGUGCCAGGAGAUGUGCUUGUAUUAACUAAACCCUUGGGAACACAAGUGGCUGUAGCUGUCCACCAGUGGCUAGAUAUUCCUGAAAAGUGGAAUAAAAUCAAACUUGUGGUAACGCAGGAAGAUGUAGAGCUAGCAUAUCAGGAGGCAAUGAUGAAUAUGGCACGGCUGAACAGGACAGCUGCUGGACUCAUGCACACGUUCAAUGCACAUGCAGCUACAGACAUCACAGGAUUUGGGAUCCUGGGCCAUGCACAGAACCUUGCCAAGCAGCAGCGGAACGAGGUGUCCUUUGUCAUCCACAACCUCCCUGUCCUGGCCAAGAUGGCUGCUGUCAGUAAGGCCUGUGGCAACAUGUUUGGCCUCAUGCACGGGACCUGCCCAGAGACUUCAGGAGGCCUCCUCAUCUGCUUACCACGGGAGCAGGCAGCGCGUUUCUGCGCCGAGAUCAAGUCCCCGAAAUACGGCGAAGGCCACCAGGCGUGGAUCAUUGGCAUUGUGGAGAAGGGCAACCGCACGGCCAGGAUUAUAGACAAACCCCGGAUCAUUGAAGUGGCACCACAGGUGGCCACUCAGAACGUGAACCCCACGCCCGGUGCCACCUCUUAAUAGAGAUGAAAUAGCUGUUUGUUUUUGAAUAGAUCUAUUCCCUUAUCAUCCUACAAUUUAAAGAACUGUAAAAAGAAAAGAAAACUUGUUGUGUCUGCACAUCUGGUGGCCUUAGGUCAGUUUAUGAGUGGAUACAAAUAAUAAAAUCCAUUGCCUUUUUUUCCUGUUACAUUAACUGAAGAUGCACCUAAUCUUGAGGCAGCUUCUGAGUUGAGAAUUAUAUUGUUAUCCAAUACUGUUGAUUCAUUUUGAAUCUUUAGACACUUAUCUCUUGCCGCAUAGGCUCUUUUUAAAGGUGCUUUCACGUAGCACAGACAUUACCAGUAGUAGUGUCGAAUAGCAGUUUGUGUCCUUUCAUUAUGUGUAUAUUUAUCAUGAAUCUAAUUUUGAUGCCUUGAGUGAUAUUCCAGAAAGGCAAUAAAUUGACAAGAGACACAGUGGGUUACCCAGUAGUAAGAGGUUGCAUGAUUGCAUUCAAUCUUCGAUUUAAAAAAAAAAUAUAUUUUAUUUUAUUUUCUAAAUUUUUUGGUAAAGUUAAGUCUUACCAGAAGCAUCUACGACCCUGGACAUUGCUUGGUAGUGCACACAGUUUAAACAGCAAGUGCUGACUUUUUGCAUGGAAAGCGCUUCAGAGUCGAAGGAGUCAUUUUGAAUUUCAUUAUUUGUAGACCUGACAAUAUUUACUGUAUUAUCAAUGAUUGUUUUCUUUAUUGAUAGUAAGGACAAAUAAAUCUUUUUUUUUUUUUGCAACGUGAUUGGAUGUGCUAUAGUGCAACAAAGGUUUUGCAGACCAAAAGGAGGUUACUGUAUAAUAUUCAUUUACAAUUCACUAUAUAAAUAACUACACAAAUAAUUUUUAAAUAUAAUCAAACUAAAAUAAACCUCUGUUCUGUGGA